GUGAGAGGGAGAUUAAUCGGUGAAUCUGGUCCUCAAUUCUUCUGUAUUCUCUACAGGUUCAUUUCUCAUCUCCUUCCGUAUAUAUGUGUCUGUGUGUUCCAACUCACACCAACGCAAUCCUAUCUUGUCCAUAUCCCUCUUUGUGGUUCUCAAAUAUUCAAGAUUUCAAUUCCCCACAAACCCUUUUGCCCACUUCUGUUUCUAUUACCAUCAUCUCUCCAUAUUCGUCAAAAAAGAUUCCACUUUUCAAGAUUCAUGCCUCAAAAGCUAAUGGGAACUCACCAAUAACUAACAUCGGUUUGGUAGAAUCGUUCGAGGUAUAGGAGCAAGAUUUGCUCAAUUUUAACUUUCUUCGAUCAAUCUCGAGUGGGUUUAUCAAAUAAUCUGUAAAGAUGGGUGACGUUGCAAAGGACUUAGCCGCCGGAACGGUAGGAGGUGUAGCCCAGUUGGUGGUCGGACACCCUUUUGAUACCAUCAAGGUGAAGCUCCAAAGUCAACCGACUCCACCACCGGGUCAACUCCCCCAAUACUCCGGCGCCAUUGAUGCUGUUAAAAAAACCUUGGCAGCUGAAGGUGCAGGAGGUCUAUACAAAGGUAUGGGAGCCCCACUUGCCACGGUGGCAGUCUUCAAUGCGGUGUUGUUCUCAGUUAGGGGAAAAAUGGAGGCCAUUUUAAGGUCCGAACCCGGUGCACCAUUGACCGUGAAACAACAGACCAUCGCCGGAGCCGGUGCUGGUUUUGCCGUCUCCUUCUUGGCAACCCCAACUGAGUUAAUUAAAUGCAGAUUGCAGGCACAAGGUGCAGGUGCGUCGGUGGCAGAAGGUGGUGCAGCCGCGACGGCGGCGUUGAAGUACAGUGGUCCAAUGGACGUGGCUAAGCAAGUGUUAAGGUCUGAAGGAGGGGUAAGAGGUUUAUACAAAGGAAUGUUUCCCACAUUUGCUCGUGAAGUCCCUGGAAACGCCACCAUGUUUGGUAUCUAUGAAGCUCUAAAACAAUAUCUCGCCGGUGGAACUGAUACUUCCGGGUUAGGCAGAGGCUCCCUGAUGAUGGCCGGAGGGUUAGCCGGAGGUGCGUUUUGGAUUUCCGUUUACCCUGCUGAUGUCGUCAAGAGUGUGAUCCAGAUCGAUGAUUAUAAGAACCCUAAAUAUUCUGGAGCAAUUGAUGCUUUCAAAAAGAUUCUUAAAUCCGAAGGAGUUAGCGGUUUGUAUAAAGGUUUUGGACCUGCAAUGGCACGAAGUGUCCCUGCUAAUGCUGCUUGCUUUCUAGCCUAUGAAGUCACAAGAUCCAGUUUGGGUUAAAAUUAAAACCUAUCAUUUUUAACAUUUAUUGUACCAAAUUAUUUAUUAAUUUUCUUUUAUGCUUCAUGGGUUUUUCUUGAAAUCUAGUGUUAUCAUGUUUUAUGAUAACUUGUACCUUGUGCAUUAAAACUUGUACACCACAUGUUCCAACAUCCUUAACAUGAUUUACCUUUUUA
This is a messenger RNA of Lactuca sativa (garden lettuce), 1474 nucleotides long. It is a transcript of the gene BOU, whose product is annotated as Mitochondrial substrate carrier family protein. The record is from RefSeq and is a predicted model, not a curated record. NCBI's taxonomy places the organism in Eukaryota, Viridiplantae, Streptophyta, Magnoliopsida, Asterales, Asteraceae. Gene Ontology annotation, biological process: mitochondrial L-ornithine transmembrane transport. Gene Ontology annotation, molecular function: L-ornithine transmembrane transporter activity.